CUCGGUGCUCGUUCACGGUCAAUAGUAUAAAAGAGAGACAAUUGCGACACGGGAACACAUUUGCACAGUUUGCGAUUUGACGAUGGUUAGACAGUGUAAUUCCAGUUUGAUCGUUCAGAAAUGUGUUCUUCUGAUGACCGUAGUCGUCAUUCAUGGAACCGGAGGAGAGAUCUGCGAUAAAAGAAAGUGUCGCGGUCCACUGAGAGUCUAUGAGAGCCUCGGUUGUACUCCUGUCUACGCGAAACCCAACGAUUGUUGCGCGGAAUCCUACGAUUGCAGUCACCUGGACAAUUUGCCACGGGAUAAAUGUUACGCUAACGGUCACGAAUACAGCAUUGGGCAGAUGCUGAGGAGCGAGGACUCUAAUCCUUGCGACAUAGGUUGUGUAUGUAAUACGACUCUCGAUGGCCUCGCGGCGUUUGUAUGUAAACCUGUAUAUUGUGAACAUUUACCGGCGGAAGGAAAUUAUUACUUCAGAUACACACAUGAUAGUUGCUGUCGGAAUGCAACACAGAUUUGUCUUUAUAUACUUGCUUUAGUCAAAGACGGAGAAGAAAGGCCAACGUGUGAAGUGGACGAUAAUACUUAUUACGAUGGAGAUCUCUUUGAAACAAAAUGCAAUCGGGACCUGCGGUGUAUCUGUAUGCCUGGAUACAUAGGCGAAAAUGUCGAGCCCUUUUGUAAGAAACGCAAUCGCAGAGGUUGUUCCAUUCUGUUCGGAAGUCCUUUCCUAGUUCGCCGGAUGUGCGCACCUAUGUUCGUCCACGGCCAGAAUCCACAUAGAGAUUGCAGCAACUUUUUCAGAUGUCCGAGCAGAAAGGAUAUCGUUAUUCGUAACUAUAGCAACAUUGAGUUCGCAAAAGUUGCAAAGGAAGAAGGCAAGGGGCGAGAGUUGGCAGAAGAGCUAGAAAGGUUGUAUCGUAAACAGAUCUCGCGUCACGUUGUUAUCCGCGAUAGCAUCUCGAGAAGCGACACCUCCGCGAAACGUGGCUUUAUACGCGUGUCCGCUCAACUCCACGCGAACGUUUCACGCGUGUCGCCGACAAUAAGCGUCGUACGAUCGUUUACCAGCGCUACCUACUAUUUGUAUCGCGUUGUAUCCAGCUGGUCGUCCGAAGGGUUUGUGCGAGAUUGUAAUCAUUUUUGUUAAGGCUAGCAACCGAAG
Bombus huntii is the source of this 1165-nucleotide messenger RNA. RefSeq lists its product as uncharacterized. The transcript is spliced from 7 exons. The record is from RefSeq and is a predicted model, not a curated record. Bases 83 to 1150 code for a protein of 355 amino acids. NCBI's taxonomy places the organism in Eukaryota, Metazoa, Arthropoda, Insecta, Hymenoptera, Apidae.